AUGGAGGCCGGAACGAGGAGCCAAAACACGGCCACGGACGAGAGCCCGCGCUCCGCGCCGCCGGUGCUGCCUUGGACGUUGCGGCUUCGGCUUUUCGCGUCCACCGCCGGCCUCGACCUCGCGGAGCGCCGCGACGGCACUGUCAACCGCUUCCUCCUCUCCCUGGCCGACAGGCAGUCGCCGGCCAGUCCGCGCUCCGCGUCCGCUCCGCCGACGUCACCGUCGACGCGCCCCGCGACCUCUGGGCACGUGUCUUCUCCCCGGCAACGGGGGCGGCGGCUACGUCGACGCCGCUCCCCGUCCUCGUCUACGUCCACGGCGGCGGCUUCGCGUUCCUCUCGGGCUCUCGGCCGCGUCCACGUCCGUCGACGGCAUGUGCCGCCGUUUCUGCCGCGGGCUGGGCGCCGUCGUCGUCUCCGUCACCUCACCUACCGCCUCGCGCCCGAGCACCGCUACCCCGCGGCCUACGACGACUGCGCGGACGUGCUCCGCUACCUCGGCGCCACCGGCCUCCCCGCCGACGUCGCGUCCCCGGUCGACCUCUCCCACUGCUUCCUCGCCGGGGACAGCGCCGGCGGCAACAUCGCCCACCACGUCGCGCACCGCUGGACGUCCUCCUCCAACAGCCCCAUCCGCCUCGCCGGCGUCAUCCUGCUGCAGCCGUACUUCGGCGGCGAGGAGCGCACGGAGGCGGAGCUGAGGCUGGAGGGCGUGGCACCGCUCGUGAACAUGCGCCGCUCGGACUGGUCGUGGAGGGCGUUCUUGCCGGAGGGGGCCGAUCGGAACCACCCGGCGGCGCACGUGACGGGGGAGGCGGGCCCGGAGCCCGAGCUGGCGGAGGCGUUCCCGCCGGCGAUGGUGGUGGUCGGUGGGUUUGACCCACUGCAGGACUGGCAGCGGCGGUACGCCGCCAUGCUGCGGCGCAAGGGGAAGGCGGUGCGCCUGGUGGAGUUCCCGGACGCCUUCCACGCCUUCUACGGCUUCCCGGAGCUCCCCGACGCUGGCAGGGUCGUGGAGGAAAUGAAGGCGUUCAUUGAGAGCACCUCUUCCAUUCACGGCGACCCGGCUGCCUGA
Triticum turgidum subsp. durum (durum wheat) is the source of this 1074-nucleotide messenger RNA. The record is from the annotation of a GenBank genome assembly. NCBI's taxonomy places the organism in Eukaryota, Viridiplantae, Streptophyta, Magnoliopsida, Poales, Poaceae.